This is a messenger RNA of Aplysia californica (California sea hare), 920 nucleotides long. RefSeq names its product mid1-interacting protein 1A. Gene Ontology annotation, biological process: regulation of lipid biosynthetic process. Gene Ontology annotation, cellular component: cytosol. The coding region runs from base 393 to 920 and encodes 175 amino acids. The record is from RefSeq and is a predicted model, not a curated record. Lineage: Eukaryota; Metazoa; Mollusca; Gastropoda; Aplysiida; Aplysiidae. The transcript has a single exon.
UUCAGUGGGGGUCAGAGAGUAGCAGUGGCUUCAUCGAGAAUCUUUGGCAGGUAUAAAACCAGGAUAACAUUGCUAGCAUCAUUUGAAUCCAGUUUGUGACCGAAGAUCUUCAAAGUUUUUUCCUUUUGACGAACAAUUUGUUGAAAACUCGCUUAGACGUUUAACUGAGUGUAGACUAGUAACCCCACGGAUCUCCAGACUUACCACUCCUCAUUUUCUAUGCAGUUCAUGCCGGCGACUGCUGAGUGACGAAGUAAAAAGCGUCCGUGGAAGACUGAGUGUCCAAAUUGUGUUGACGAGAUCUAGGCUACUUCUUCUGGCGUACCGGUAUUUGAAAAUCUGAUCAAGAUCCUCAGCUUGUGUUCAAUUGCUGUGUUUUCAAAGUUCUCAAGAUGUCAGGUAUGAAUAAUAAUAAUAAUAAGAGGUCGAGCAUCGCUCUCGAUAGCCAGCAGUCGCUGUUGACUGCGAUCAAUCGCUUCGUUCAAGCAGUGGAUACUAUGGAUGACACAGUCAUGAUUCCAUGUCGGCUGCGAGACAUGCCUGUCGAUUCAUUACCCAAUGUUUUGGAAGAGAAUAACAACAAUAAAGCAGUUGUUCCAGCCCUUGGCAUGAAUGGUGAUUUGUACCACUUUUAUGCAAUGCUUCACGCAAUACGGUCAGAAAUUACGGCAGGACCUCAGAAUUCAAAUGAAGAGGAACAGUGCGAUAACGCCUCAGCAUGUAAUGAUGAAAAUUCUAAUGAUGACCCAAUCAACGAAAGUGCACGUAAAACUGCAGCUUCUUUCAGAUAUCACCUCAGAGGUUUGUUUGGACUGUUGCAUCAGAUGACGGAAACCGCAAAAUACCUGAGCACGAGAUACGAAAAAGAAGUCACGUCAGCGCAGAAUGGUGUAUCAUCAGUUUCCUCAUUUAACAUGUGA